AGUAGCUUCCUCUGUAGGACGUCCACCUCAGGUUGUGUUAGCCUGCUGUUAGCUAGUUUAAUAAUAGUACGAUAAGCUGGUUUGGUAUGUGCGUGUAAGUAUCAGCUAGCUGGCACAAGAAGCGAUUUCCCGAGCAGACGUGACAAUCAUGAAGACGUUUGGUUGGUUGAACAUGCUUUGACACGCUCCCAAGCCGUUGCCAGAUCAGGCUUGAACAUGGAGUCCAUGCUGAACAAGCUAAAAAGCACGGUCACCAAGGUGACCGCCGAUGUCACCAGCGCUGUCAUGGGCAACCCGGUUACUCGGGAGUUUGAGGUGGGACGACACAUUGCCAGCGGGGGGCCUGGCAUGUGCUGGAGGAUCUACAAUGGCACAAAGAAGUCCACUAAACAGGAAGUGGCAGUGUUUGUUUUCGACAAGAAGGUGAUUGACAAGUACCAAAAGUUUGACAAGGACCAGAUCAUCGAUUCAUUGAAAAGAGGGGUGCAACAGCUGACCAGACUCCGUCACCCCCGGCUGCUCACUGUGCAGCACCCUCUGGAAGAGUCGCGGGACUCCUUGGCGUUCUGCACAGAGCCAGUGUUUGCCAGUCUGUCCAACGUGCUGGGCCAGUGGGACAACCUGCCUAGUCCUGUACCCACAGACAUCAAGGAUUACAAGCUGUAUGAUGUGGAGACCAAGUAUGGCCUGCUACAGAUGUCGGAGGGCUUGUCCUUCCUCCACAGUGGCGUGAAAAUGGUCCACGGCAACCUGUGUCCAGAGAACAUCAUCCUGAACAAGAGUGGAGCAUGGAAGAUCAUGGGUUUUGACUUCAGCAUCUCGUCUAUCAACCCCUCAGAUGCUGAGCCUAAGUACACAUGUAAAGAGUGGGAGCCCAACCUCCCUCCACUCUGCCUGCCCAACCCUGAAUACCUGGCCCCUGAGUACAUCCUGUCCGUCAGCUGUGACUCUGCCUCCGACAUGUACUCGCUGGGCGUGGUCAUGCAUGCCGUCUUCAACGAGGGCAAGCCUGUUUUCCAGGUCAACAAGCAUGACAUCUUCAAGAGCUUCAGCAGGCAGUUGGACCAGCUGAGCAGCAUGAGUCCAGCUCUGCUGAACAAGAUCCCAGAAGAAGUGCGGGAGCAUGUCAAGAUGCUGCUCAGCGUCACGCCCACUGUCCGGCCUGAUGCUGACCAAAUGACAAAGAUCCCAUUUUUUGACGAUGUGGGAGCGGUGACCCUGCAGUACUUUGACUCCCUGUUCCAGAGGGACAACCUUCAGAAGUCCCAGUUCUACAAAGGCUUGCCCAAAGUGUUGCCCAAACUACCCAAGAGAGUGGUGGUGUAUCGGAUCUUGCCAGCGUUGACAUCGGAGUUUGUCAAUCCAGACAUGGUUCCCUUCGUGUUGCCCAAUGUGCUGCUGAUUGCUGAGGAGUGCACCAAGGAGGAGUACAUCCGUCUCAUCCUGCCUGACCUCACGCCUGUUUUCAAGCAGCAAGAGCCCGUCCAGGCUAGCAAUAUGAUCCUGCUGAUCUUCCUGCAGAAAAUGGACCUGCUGCUGACCAAGACGCCAGCAGAAGACAUCAAGAACAGCGUGCUGCCGAUGGUCUACCGAGCUCUGGAGGCCCCAUCUGUACAGAUCCAGGAGCUGUGCCUGAACAUCAUCCCGACUUUUGCCAACCUGGUCGACUACCCCUCCAUGAAGAACUCCCUGAUCCCUCGCAUCAAAUCAGCCUGCCUACAGACCUCCUCACUAGCGGUGCGUGUGAACUCUCUGGUGUGUUUGGGGAAAAUUUUGGAAUAUCUCGACAAGUGGUUGGUCAUCGAUGAGAUCCUGCCCUUCCUACAGCAGAUCCCCUCUAGAGAACCAGCAGUGCUCAUGGGCAUCCUCGGAAUCUACAAGUGCACCUUCAGCCACAAGAAGCUGGGCAUCCCCAAGGAAAACCUUGCCACCAAGAGCCUUCCUCACCUCGUCUCCCUCAGUAUAGACAACAACCUCAACCUUAACCAGUUUAACUCCUUCAUGGUGGUGAUCCGGGACAUGCUGAGUCGCAUGGAGGCUGAGCACAAGACAAAGCUGGAGCAGCUGCAUGUCAUGCAGGAGCAGCAGAGGAGUAUGAAUAUCUCCAACCAAGGGAACCAAUCAGAGGAGACUAAGAGCACACCCAGCCCUGGCAACCAGAUUGAUGAUAUCUUUGGCAGCACAGGUGUUAACGGGAAAGAGAAUGGCUCUUCAGCACCGGUCUCCCAACCUAAUAGAAUGUCUCUGACACUAGAGGAGAAGCAGCGAUUGGCUAAGGAGCAGGAGCAAGCAGCCAAACUGAGGAACCAGCAGCCAUUAGCACCGCAGACUGUCAAACCAGCUACUAGCACCACACAGGCGAAGGAUCUGACCAGCAGCCUUCUCAACAGCAUGACUUCUCUGAACAACCUGUCCUUAGCCAACACAGCGCGACCAGCAGCCGUUCAGGGCACCACCAUCUCUGCCUUCCCCUCCAGCAGCCCCAUGGUGGGCUCCAUGGGCGCACCGGUCUCCAACGGCUUCAACCCGGUAAUGGGGUUCCAGGCAGGGGGCAUGGGGAUGAGCAUGCGUCCCACAGGCCCCGGCCUCUAUGGAGGCAUGGCCACCACCACCAGCACCCCAAAUUUUGGCGCCCUCACUCAGAAUCAAGCAUCCUUAGGGCAGACAAGUAAAGCCCCAGACAUGUCAGCCUUGGACAAUCUGUUUACCCCCAACAAGCCCAAAGUCACCCUCAACCAAAUGGGUCCCAAGGCCAACCCUGGAACCAGCAGUCCUUGGCUCAAUCAGUUUGGUUCAGCCCAGAACACACAGACUGCUCAGCUGCAGGGUGCACCUUUAGCCAUGGGAGGGGUGUCCACCGGAUUUGGGAUGCAGGCUAACCCUUUUUUCAGUCCGCAGAACUUUUCGCAGCCUGCUGCUGCCUCUAGCAUGAACCAAGGUGGGCUUAAACAGAGUGCAUCUGUCAACAAUGAUCUCAAAGACUUAUUUGGCUAAAUGUAAACAACAAGAUGACAGAUGCAGUAUAUUCUUUUAAUGACUGUAGACAGAGGAGCCUUGAAUUCCUGCAGUAAAAGACCUUGAUUGAAUGUGAAAAAUUCAGACUCUUGCUCCCAUUCAGCCGGCCACUUGGCGUAAACGGUUAAACUUCACCUGAAUUCCAUUACUACUUGACCAGAAGGACGAAAGGCUGUGGUGGCAACUUCUUAUUCUAUACCAUGUUCUUAACAAUGCUGGGGAUAUCCCACUCUUUUGUACUUGAAACACUUUUAAGUGUAAAUGCUAUGGGUUGAUUCCAGCUUGGUUUAUUCAGGAAGUUGUGUUCAAAUGUGUGAUUAAGAGUGGACCGAAAGUAAAUUGUUUUCAUUUCCUGAAUGAAUUGCAUCAGAGUUAACCCAGAACCUAAGGAGACAUUUGUCUAAGACAGAAAACGUGGCUUCUCCGGCAUACAUCUGCUCAGUUGCUCUCCUCUUGCUUGGAUUUUUGGACACGUUUAUUGCUUUUCCUGACUAUUUUAAGACAAACCACGUGUCUAAAAUUAUCAGAGGGUUGGCGUAAACACAAAGAUUGCACCAAAAUGUCUGAGUCCAGUGGGAGGUAGCAUGAAGUGUAGCACUGACAAGCCUCUAAUCACUGAUCUGCAUCCAGGACGCUCCUCCAUUGAGACAAUCUAUAAGGGGUGUAGAGAAUCAAACUGUUGCGGCCUAGAUAGGGCAAACCAAGUAGCCCCUCCGAGGCCUGUCUCCAUGGUAACUGAUUCUCUGCAGCAGCAGUAACCUCCAUUUUGUGAACUCAGAAUGGACUGAUGAGACAUCCUGUGUCUAAUCUUCACUUUAUCCUCCGGUCUCAUUCUUUUAUCUCAUCGCUGCUCUCAUCUGGAGCAAGUUCUUUAGGUAUAAAGCUUGCUCUCCUAGAUUUUAUGAUUUGAUUUAUGCCAACUUGUUACAAAGGGUAAUCUUUAUUUUUCUCUGGUCAGUGAAUUUUUGUCAGUCCUGUCUAGAAAUCUGUAUAUGUGUGUGUAAGAGGGUGGACGGCAUUUCACUUCACCUUUAUGAUAAGGACUUAUUGUUUCCAUUGAAAUGCAGUAUGAAUGACUGGUCCUUAGGAUGAAACUGGAGUAGGAUGAAUGCAGUAGGUCGUAUAGCAGUGUCCUCUCAUGAGGUGCUAAUGGAAAGGGGAACAAAGACUCUAUACACUGCUUAGGCUGUUGUGCCUUACAUGGGUACAUGUUUUUCCUACAGCAAAAUUCUUCACAGGUUAAAAGUAGACAGACAACAUCGAAGUGUUGACACCCCUCCUCCCCUCUUUAUUAGCUGUCUGGUAGGUCUGUUUGCCUUUUAGAUCACUUCUUAAGUUGUUUUGUUGCGUGUUACUGACCACAGAAGUUCUAUUCAUUGAUUUUAGCAACUUUAUAUUAAUGAUUCCCAAUGAUUCCAGUGACCAAUGUUAUAUUUCACACAUUGAACCAGGUUUGCUCUUGUGAGUCAAACCUUUUUCUAUGGCUUUGAGGAUCACUGAGCUUAUCAUUUCUGUUAAAUGAUGUCUACAAUAAAGAUAUCACUUUAUAUAGUUUGAUUUGAGCACUUUUCAGCCUACAGGCACCUGUGCUGUUGAUAUAGUAUGAAGAAUAUAUAUAGUUAUUUAAAAAUGGAGCACUCUGCGAAGGCCUUGGUAUUUUCAUGUUCUUGUGAAUGAUUGGGAGGCCUUAGAAGAGUGGUGUGCAAUAAUCCUUAGGGGUGGUUGAAGGAACAACCGGGGGAGCAUUCUGAUUGGCUCAGGCAGCCUCCCAUUGUGUCCUUUCCUUCAGCUGCACUGAUCGAGAAUAACCACACACCAGAUUUGCUAAACCGAUAUAAGUUAAUGUGAACUCUGUUGUUUUUUUGAAUUGCACCCUUGAUCACAUUAUGUUUGUCGAAAAUGCAAAAUUCUGAUGGGGAUUGUUGUCCACAUGCUGAAGUAAAAACACCUGUUCUGUUGAUUGGUUUUGUUUCUUACUAUGUGUAAUAACAGUUUCCACUCAAGCUGUGUAGUAGUUGUUCUCUGCUGGUGAAUCUGAAGACAUUUCUUCAGGUUCUCCUCAUCUUCCCAUGGGCCAAACAAGAGUUCAAAGGUGAUACAGCAAACCCUUUUCUGUCUCUGCAGAUCUACAUCACAAUUUUUAUUUGGCUGUAGCUCGCAGAGUGUGUGUCACAUAUCCUGGCAGGACCCCCAAAGCAGAAAACAGACGCCUAUUCUUCUACAAGAGUUCUGAUCCUUGUAUACUACUGCUGUCAUUUAUGUGUAGUGUGGCCUUCUAUGGACCCUGUCUUGUGUGUUAAGGGCUGUUCUCUGAGGGUGUUCAAUGAAAAUCUGUACAUAUAAAGGAAAAUACACAAUCUGA
Myripristis murdjan (pinecone soldierfish) is the source of this 5377-nucleotide messenger RNA. It is a transcript of the gene scyl2, whose product is annotated as SCY1 like pseudokinase 2. Gene Ontology annotation, biological process: protein phosphorylation. Gene Ontology annotation, molecular function: protein kinase activity; ATP binding. NCBI's taxonomy places the organism in Eukaryota, Metazoa, Chordata, Actinopteri, Holocentriformes, Holocentridae. Bases 217 to 2994 code for a protein of 925 amino acids. The record is from RefSeq and is a predicted model, not a curated record. The transcript is spliced from 19 exons.